Molecule: messenger RNA, 1994 nt
Organism: Betta splendens (Siamese fighting fish)
Lineage: Eukaryota; Metazoa; Chordata; Actinopteri; Anabantiformes; Osphronemidae
Product: histone H2A-like
Exons: 1
Coding region: 102-491 (129 amino acids)
Cellular component (GO): nucleosome
Molecular function (GO): structural constituent of chromatin; protein heterodimerization activity; DNA binding
Source: RefSeq, a predicted model, not a curated record
CGCCUGUGAUUGGUGUGGCAGAACUAGUCCCGCUCUGAGGCUUAUAUAAAGGAGGGCUCUACGCAGUAGAGAGACACAGUGUUCUGUAAACUGAUCUAAACAUGAGUGGUAGAGGAAAGACCGGUGGCAAAGCCAGAGCGAAGGCAAAGACUCGCUCCUCCAGAGCAGGACUCCAGUUCCCCGUGGGCCGUGUUCACAGGCUUCUGCGUAAAGGCAACUAUGCAGAGCGCGUCGGAGCCGGAGCUCCCGUCUACCUGGCGGCUGUUCUGGAGUAUCUGACCGCUGAGAUCCUCGAGUUGGCUGGAAACGCUGCCCGCGACAACAAGAAGACCAGGAUCAUCCCCCGCCACCUGCAGCUGGCCGUCCGCAACGACGAGGAGCUCAACAAGCUGCUCGGCGGAGUCACCAUCGCCCAGGGCGGCGUCCUGCCCAACAUCCAGGCGGUGCUGCUGCCCAAGAAGACCGAGAAACCCGCCGGGAAGGCCAAGUAGAGCGGCCCGCUGGACCCAACCCCAAAACGGCUCUUUUAAGAGCCACACACUUCAACUACAGAACAAAAUCCUUUAUUUUCCGGCGUUCCAUAUGUUUUACCAAGGAGUUCUCCAUAAACUACAUAAACUAGUAACUAACUCGACGCAAAUCUGACGUGGUUCAACAAACACACGGGCUUCUGUCACUGCAGCUGAACUCCACCUGUCACUGUCUCAGACUUGCUUUACUCUCAUAGAACCCGCCUCAUCUAUAAUGGUUCAUAGAACUUUGCAUUGUCAGAGUCCGCGUCUCAGACGCAGUUCCACUUUUCAAGUUCAAGCUUUUUUCUAUCAGGAAGAUCAACCAUACAUUUUUAUUCCAGAUCAUUUCCUACUGAGAUACAGAUUUGUUUUGGACCAACUGUUGUGAAAACACUCGGUUCGGCCUUGUUCAACGGAUGAACUCCACCCUGUGACAAUAGAAACUUAUGUUCGCUUCAUGCAAAUUAACUGUGCAGCAGCUGCCACAGGAUUGGCUGAUUUAUUAAACGACUGGCCAUGCGCCAAACAAACUGGGCCUGUACAUUGAACUGUACAUUGUAUCCCAUGUCUGGAAACGAGUUAAUCGCAAUAUGUCUAACGUAUAUCUUAACGUUAGUGAUUGUAUUAAAUGUUAGUGUAAGUGCCGCCAAGUGCUCAUUAUCUUCAGCUUUAUCUUAAGAUAAAAAGUAGGAUAAAAAGAAAAUAUUUUUUACACAUUAAUCCAUGAGUGAUGUAUUUUAAUUACACGGUUAUACACCAAAACCAAUAAACCUAGUAAUAAUUCACAUGGAUCAAUGAUUUGUACUGUUUAGUAGUGAUGGGUAGAUGAAGCGUCAUGAUGCGUUUCGACACAUUGCCAAACUGUAUUGAUACUGUGUUGAUACUGUGUCACUGAAUACUGACACUUGCUGGACCUUAAAAAUCCCCACAGUCAGCUGACACUGAUUUAAUGACCUAAUAUAUACAACAGUAUAAUUUAAAUCAUUGUAUUUUAUAUUGUUUUAUUUCUCAUUUUCAUUUACAUAAAAAUUUCUUUACUCUUUUAGAUAGAUAGAAUAAUGUGAACAUGUGUCAUAACAUGAAAAUCUAACUGAACGAGGACUGGGAUGUGUUUUUUUUACAGAUUUUUAUUAAAAAAAAUAAGUUUUUCCAACGUUUUAAAAUAAAGUCUGUUAUGUUUUUUUGAGACUAUUUCUCCAGCUGCAGAAAACACCCGCUCACGAGGCACCGAUGAGGCUGGAGUGCAGAGAAACUGCAGUGAAACUGCAGUGCAAGGUUAAACAGGUUUGGGUAUAAAGAUUUGUGGUUGUCCCAGUAUUUCAGUGGAUCCUGGGACCCAGCAGUACUGCCCUCUGCCAGGUACCGCUGAACCUCCUGGAGGGCAUCAGCGGUGGCACUUGUAGCCUGCCCACUUCAAUGUCGGAGUCUCACCAAAGGUUAUCUGAAAAAAGUGGCAUUUUAGUACAUGAUUUCCAAAAAACA